Messenger RNA from Eucalyptus grandis, 1569 nucleotides. RefSeq names its product glutamate receptor 2.3. NCBI's taxonomy places the organism in Eukaryota, Viridiplantae, Streptophyta, Magnoliopsida, Myrtales, Myrtaceae. Bases 1 to 1569 code for a protein of 522 amino acids. The transcript is spliced from 2 exons. The record is from RefSeq and is a predicted model, not a curated record.
AUGGCUAAAAACAGCCAUCACCCUGAUCAUCAUAUGCAUGUUGGAGUGAUUCUUGAUAUGGAGUCACCAGUUGGGGAGAUGGCCCAAAAAUGCAUGACCAUGGCCAUCUCUGACUUGAAUGCCACGCCCUCGCAAAAUAACCAUCCCCUGAAGUUGAUUCUGCAUCCUAGGAAUUCCAUGGGACAGCCUCUUAAAGCUCUAUCUUCAGCUAUGGAGCUUUUGGAGAAUGAACAAGUUGAGGCACUUAUAGGCCCGCAAACAUCUGAAGAAGCCGAGCUUCUGGGAGAACUGGGAGAUAGAGUGCCUAUCAUCUCGUUUUCUGCCAGUUGCCCAUCCUUGUCCAGAGAGAAAAAUCCAAACUUUAUCCGAAUGACAACUAAUGAUAACUCCCAGGUUGGAGCCAUUGCUGCUCUGGUUAAAAAAUUCGGGUGGAGAGAAUUGGUCAUAAUACAUGAGGACAGUUCCUAUGGAAAUGGAAUCAUACCCGAUCUUCUUCUCGCAUUACAUGAAGGCAAUGCUCGUGUAGCGCAUCGAACCGUCAUUCCACCACAAGCCAGGGACAUAUAUGUAGAAGCCCAACUUUAUCGACUGAUGGCUCUGUCUGCCAAUAUAUUCAUCGUCCACAUGUCUCCUUCCCUCGCAUCUCGGUUUUUUAUUAAGGUUAAUGAGUUGGGAAUGAUGAGUACAGGCUAUGGUUGGAUUGUGACUGAUGGGAUAGCAAACGAGCUGUCUGUGAUGGAUCAGUCGGCUUUAGACUCGAUGCAAGGAGUCAUUGGAAUUAGACCUUAUAUUCCACCCUCAAAGCGGCUUCAUAACUUCUCAUUGAAGUGGAGGAACAGCUUUUUCACAAACCAGCAUCAUCAAAUUCCUGAAGUAAAUGUGUAUUGCUUAUGGGCUUAUGAUUCUGUCUGGGCUUUAGCCACAGCAGCACAUCAUUUAGGUGCUACAACUUCUAUAGAGAACAAAGAUUCUGCAAAUAAGUUUGCUCAUCUGGCUGCCAUUCCCCCGAGACCAACAGGAUCCGAUCUCGUCCGCACAAUUCUACGUGCCAAGUUCACAGGUUUGAGUGGGGAAAUUCAACUUAAGAAUGGACAGAUGCAACAACCGCUAGCAUUUGAAAUAGUGAAUGUUUUUGGAAGAGUCAAGCGAAUCGGAUUUUGGACCCAAUUUAAUGAGAUAACAACGAAGCUAGAUAGGUCUACUGUUGCAGUUCAAUCACCCUCUGUGAGAGACAUGGGCUCUAUUGGAUGGCCUGGAUCAUCCUUGGCCAUACCAAAAGUUCAACGGAUUAUGCCAAAGGCUGGGAAGAGAUUGAGAAUUGGAGUUCCAAUUAAAGUAGGUUUUAAAGAAUUGGUGGGAGUGGAACUUGAUCCUGUGACAAAUGCGACAACGGUAACAGGCUUCUGCAUAGAUGUGUUCAAGGCUGCAAUUGAUAUGUUGCCCUAUGGAGUAACUUUGGACUUCAUCCCGUUUACAAAUUCAAACAUAUUGAUGGGUGGAAGCUAUUAUGACAAUCUGAUAUACCAAGUUUACCGUCAGGUGAUCUUACAUGAACCUAGUAUACCUUGA